Molecule: messenger RNA, 10808 nt
Organism: Mycena citricolor
Lineage: Eukaryota; Fungi; Basidiomycota; Agaricomycetes; Agaricales; Mycenaceae
Source: the annotation of a GenBank genome assembly
AUCACAUCCAAGACCGCUUCUUGCACAACGUUUCACCGAGUAUUUCUCAUCAGGUCUACACAACAGUCGCAUCGCAUUUGCAGUGGCACCAAUCCUCAUCGCCCAUGGCAAGUCCUUCGUAGGACAUGACAGAAUACAGUCACAUUUCACUGGGAUUUGGAGCACAGCAUCGCACAUUACGGCUUCACAUCAGAUAGCUCACGGUCUUCUCGUCAAUCAAUCGACCGUGGAUCCCAUCACAGACAACACCACUUCUCAUACGCAUCCACUGUCCUCACCAGUCAACCACAACAGUCGCAUCGGAUUUGGAGUGGCGCAGAUCCUCGUCACUCAGUCUCUCUCCAGAAAUGAAUACAGUCACGUUUCGCCGGAGUGCGGAGCACAGCAAGGAACAGCACGGCUGCAGCAUCAGCUGGCCCGCGAUCUUCUCCCGGCCACGUUACUACUGUGCAGGCGCUCGAUGGGCGUCUAAGUCUCUAUAUGAGCCUCGUCCCUGACGUGCCACUGGCUCCGACCUCACAUUAACCUCUACUCGUGUCUGCCCGACCACUUCAUCCACGUCCCCCAUGCACGGAUCCAAAACGCCCGAACCCGAGUCUGUCCCGGCGUCUAGUGAGGCGCACCUCGUCCUCCACCAGGGUCUCGGCGCACUGGAUGACCACAUCGACGCACUGCUCGCGCUUUGGGAGGAGCUGCGGCUCGUGACGUGCGAGGCGGCUGAAGCGGAUCUGGUCUCGUUUGCACAGAGCGCUUGCUUCUUCGGCGUCGUGUUGCUGGAGAGGGAUUGGCCGGUAGAUGAGGAUGCUGGGAUAGAAUACGAGAAUGCUGUUAGCGAGGGGAUGGAAGAGGGCUAUGGACAGCUGGGUCGCAGAUCCCCGGGGAACUUCGAAGCGAAUUGGACUGAGAGUGGGGAAAGUCAGGGCAAGGGCGCAGACGCUCAGAACGAGGGUCUUCAUUUCGUAGCGGCCACAUCUCAAUCGUCCAAACAGUCUGACCUGUCCCCGAAGCCCGACAUCAUCACAGUCUCUCUGAACGCAAAACCAGCCAAGCCAUAUUCCGCCAUCGGCAUCGUGUACUUGACUCUGACGCCUUUGGGCAGCUGCCCACCGAAGCAAGUAGGCGAGCUGAACCUCGGCAUAAUCAUCGACCAGUCGCAUCGGCGGAAAAGCUUCGCCAACCGCGUUCUCGAGGUGGUUCUGAAUCAAGCAUUCAACGACAUUAGGUGUCACCGUGUGCAGGCGAACCUGCUCGGUGCCGAGCCGUGGGGAUUGAUGUUUUCGCUGCUCUUGAAACUGGGUUUCGGGCACGAGGGGACGAAACGACGUGCGUUCUUCCACCCGGUCGUUACCGAGUGGCAGGAUCUCACGACCAUGGGCGUCCUUGCGACGGACUGGCUGAAUCGGGGGCGGUACAAACCGGCUCCCACGACCCUCUGGGACGAGCUGUUCUUGCGGCACUCUCGAGAGCGCGAGGCGCUGCUCAAAUGGGACGACUCCCACCAGCACCAGCGCAAGCGGAGUAAUAGCACUGAGACGGUGCGCUACGUGGUGCCUUUGGUUCCAGAGAGCGAAUGUUCCAGCACGUCUGAUGCGGAGUGGGUAGAUACGAGUCCCGACCGCUCAGACUUCGGGGAAAGGCGCUCGGUGGGGCUUGAGAGUGUACGAUCAACCAGUCCGGCUGUCUCGGUGGCGUCGUCGUCUUGGUCUGCUUUCGAUUAUCCCUCGGACUCUCCUCUUCCAUCGGAUUGGGAAGUGGACCUGGCUGAGAUGGGCACAACGAGAAGUGGUUGAUGCACAUUCGAUUCGAGGCAAGGCCAGUCCAGUCCAGCCCAAGCCACCUGGUUGAAUGGAUCGUGUACUUUUGAGUGUAUAUCUACACGGAAAACAAGCAACGCACUUAUUCUGUGACUGCGGACCUUAUAGCUCCUGAGUGGCAGUGCAGGCACCUCAAAUCCGAAUGCCGAGUCUGCCGAUCGAGCCCCACAUUCUGUUUCUGCUUCUGCUACCAUAUCCGUCCCAACAACUCGCACGACGAACUCGGAGCCCGCCCAUUAUACCUUGAUAUCAAUAUCACUGGCCCAUGUAGAAUGAAUGCGCAUCGGCAACUCCGGCACAGGGGCGAGCAGGACGAGGAUAAUUUCCGCAGCAGUUUUGAAUCCGCCGGCUUAGUUUGUAUGUACUAUUGUUUCCCAUCGUAGGCCGCGCCUGCUUCGUCGAAAAUGGGGGGAGAGACCUUGAUUAUCGACGGCGGCCGCGAGUCACUUAUCUUGCGCAUCCUCAACUGCCUUCUCGUUCCCACCAGUCGAUGUUUGCUCUCAUGUCGCGUCGGUUCGUGUUGGCUUCUCCAUCUUUACUUGGACAUCUUCUUUGAGACUAGUUGGUGCAUCGGCUGACUAUCUCGGGGAUCAUCGUACGCGCGCCCGGGACCCGCUAUCUCGACCGCAGCCAUCUCCACUGGAUCGCAAUAGUCCUCCUACAUAACAGAAUCGCUGCGAUAGGCGUCACUGGUGAAGAGAUGACGGAAAUGCAAACGAAGUGGAGGCUCGGGAUCGACGUGGGUGGCACAUUCACUGACGGUAUUCUCUACAAUCCUCAUACGGGACGCACGUACCGCACAAAGAUCCCAUCGACCCCCGACAAUCAGGCGCGUGGGGUACUGUCUGCAGUGGACCGUCUGCGUGGGCUAGCUAAGGAGGAGGACGUGCAGGAGAUCGAGGUUGAUGCGCUGCACCACGGAACGACGGUGGCGACGAACGCGCUACUAGAAGGGACCGGUGCGCGGGUGGCGCUGGUGACGACAGAGGGGUUCCGGGACACGCUAGUUUUGAGACGCAGUCAGGUGCCCGGUGGGCUGGGUGCGUGGGUGGUGUAUCCGAAGCAGCGUCCGGUUGUGAGCCUCGAGAUGACGAUCGAAUGCCCCGGACGUUUCGCCAUCGACGGGAGCGAGGUCCGGCCAUUCGACGCGGAGGUAUUUCGGGAGCGGGUGCAAGGCCUGAAACAGCACAACCCCGAGGCGUUCACUGUCAGCCUGAUCAACUCGUUCGCCAACGCCGCACAUGAGCAGGCGGCGGCGGCAGUGCUGGCGGCGGAGUUCCCGCACGUGCCGAUCGUGCUGUCGAGUAACGUGCUCCCAGAGCUGAUGGAGUACGAACGCACCCUCACCGCCGUCGUCAGUGCCAUGGUGCGCCCGCGCGUGUCAGCGUAUUUGACGCAGCUAACCGCCGGGCUGCCCACCGCCGACAUCCGCAUCCUCCGAUCCGACGGUGGCCUGACGAGCCCCGCCCUCGCCACCGAAUUCAGUGCGAAUCUGCUCUACUCCGGCCCGGCAGGGGGUGUUGCCGGCGUCGCGGCGCUCGUCGCGCGCAAAUGCGGCUACGCGAAUCUGCUGACGUUCGACAUGGGCGGGACGUCGACGGACGUGUGUCUCAUCCAGGACGGCACACCGGCGCUGCGCCGCGAGACGACGGUGGGCGAUCUGACUGUGCGCGCGCCGUCGGUGGAUGUGCGCACCGUCGGCGCAGGCGGGGGGAGCGUCGCGCAUGUGCCCGACGUGACACGGGCACUGAGGGUCGGGCCGGAAAGUGCCGGGGCGGUACCUGGGCCCGCGGCGUACGGGCAGGGUGGGGCAAAGCCCACCGUCACUGACGCGAAUCUGCUGCUAGGCUUUCUCCCCCCGACCCUUCUCUCCAACACCUUCCCGCUGUCCACUGCGGCUGCACAUGCUGCGCUGGCCCCCCUCAGUACCGCACUAUCGCUAUCGCUGCUCGACACAGCCGCAGGGAUCAUCGCGCUCGCUAACGAGACGAUGUUCGGUGCCCUGAAGAGCGUGUCGCUCGAACGCGGCCUCGAUCCGCGAGCGUUUAGUCUUGUUGCAUUCGGCGGGGCCGGCCCGACACACGUGUGCGCCCUCGCCCAGCUGCUCGGGAGCUACCCCGCUAUCGUCCCGCCCAGCCCCGGUGUGCUGUGUGCCUUCGGCGACGCGGUGGUCGGCCUGCGGCACGAAGUGGGUCGGACGUGCAAUGGGAUGACCGAGGCCAGGGAUGUGAUUGAUGUAUGUAGGCAUCUGGCGCGCGAGGCGGCGGCAGUGCUUGAGAAACAGGGAGUAGCACAGGAACGCCAAUCUUGCAGCUGGGAAGCGGAUAUGCGGUACACGGGCCAAGCGAUGAGCCUUCCCGUUGUGUUCCACGUCGAUGAGCUUGUGGAGAAGGGGAUGCAGAUCAUACAGGACCGAUUCACAGCGCACCACAACACCCAGUUCACGUACACCCUCCCGCUUCCUGUAGAGCUGAUCAAUCUGCGAGCUCGUGUGGAGGAGAUCGCCGAUCCGCUCAUCCUGCCCGUCUUGCCGGAGCGUGAGGGGGAUAUGGACGAUGCCCUGAUGGGGCGGACGCAAAUGUACUGGUCUGGACACACCUACACCGAUGCGCCUAUCUGGGAUCGUGCCAAGCUAUGCGCAGGAGACCGUCUCAGCGGGCCGGGGAUCAUCAGCGAGAUGGACGCCAAUACGUUACUCUUGCCGGACCACCGCGCGGAGAUCGACGGGUGGGGAAACAUCCUCAUCUGGCCGCAAGAAACCGUGUAUCCGCCGGGCCAAGCCGUUGCCGGGAAUAUCUCAGAGGAAGAUAAGCCACAGCAGGACCAGAAGAUCGUCACACAGAUCGUUGAAGCCGCGCUGGCGAACGCGCGGUUGGAGAUGGACGGCUUGAUUCAGCGCACGGCGCUUUCGCCUGCCAUGCGAGAGCAGCUGGAUUACUUCCCGAUGAUAUCCGCCGGCGAAGGCCCCAAUGAGGGGAAGAUGGUUAUCGGCCAGUUUGGGUCGUAUAUCGGCCACUUUCUGGAGAUCUGGACCUCUACAAUCGACCCCGGAGAUGUCUUUAUCACCAAUGAUCCAUACGAAGUGCGGGGCGGUAUAUCGCACCUCAACGACAUGCUCGUUAUGAUGCCGGUGUACUUUGGUGCUAGGAGGGUCGGAUGGGUGGCUAAUCAGGGGCAUUUCACCGACGUGGGCGGACAAACGCCUGGGUCUCUUCCGAUCAACGCACGUUCCAUCUUUGAGGAUGGGAUCCAGAUUCCACUGAGCAAGCUGUACGAGGGUGGAAAGAUGAAUAGCGCAUUGCAGAAUAUCAUUAUCCGGAACUCUCGUACCCCGUCUUUCUCCCGCGCAGACCUGCACGCCUUGGUGGCCGCGUGCCGGAUUGCCGGAGAGCGUAUCACAGAGCUGUGCACGCGGUUCGGCGUGGAUCGGUUCGCAUACGCGCUAGACUCGCUCCUGGCGCGGAACCGGGCUGCGUUUGCGGUGCUGCUCAAGACGAAGAUCCCGGCAGAUGUGAAAAUGAGUUUCGAGGACUGGAUGGACGAUGAUGGAACGGGGUGGGGGCCGUGGAAGUUCCGCUGUGCGAUGUUCAAGGAGGUGUUCGUGGGGGAGAAUGGGGUCGAGGAGGAGAGGCUGGUGUAUGAUUUUGAUGGCACGGACCCGCAGGCGGAGAGCAGCGUGAACUGGCUGCUAUCGCCAACGACAUGGAAGAUGCGGUCAUCGGCGUAUCUGAUCAAGGCUUUGGACCCGUCAAUCACGCUCAACGACGGCGCAUACGAUCUGAUGGAUGUGCGCAUCCCCCGAGGCACCCUCCUCAACCCCGUCCGCCCCGCCGGCCUCUCCUGCCGCACACAUCUCCUCGGACGGACGCUGGACCUGAUGAUCGGCACGCUCGGCCAGCGCCAGCCGCUGAUGAUGACUGCGGCAGGGUACAGCGACAGCCCGCACUUCUUCUACUCGGGCUGGCAGGCGGGCGAGUGGUUCCAGGUGUACCAGAUCGGCUUCGGCGGUGUGCCCGGGCGGCCGGUCGGCGACGGCCUGGACGGACACUCGCUGUUCCCGAGCAUGAAGACGGUCCCGAACGAGUAUCUCGAGCUGUACUACCCCCUGCUCGUCGACCGCUAUGCACUCAUCCCGGACUCGGGCGGCGCCGGGCUGCACCGUGGCGGAAACGGCGUGCGCAUCGACUAUGUGUUCCGCGCACCGGGCGAGGUGUCCCUGCACGACGACCGCUGGCUGACGAAACCGUGGGGAGUGAACGGUGGCUUGCCGGGUGCGCGAUCGAGCAAAGUGUUGGUCAGGAAGGCCGAUGGCGUGCGCGUCGCGCUGAAGAGCAAGGCGGAUCACGUCAGGGUCGAGCCGGGCGACAUCCUCGAAUGGUGCACCUGGGGCGGCGGCGGCUGGGGUGCACCAGAGCUCCGAUCAGCAGAGCUCGUUGCCCGCGAGGUCCGCGAGGGCCUCGUCACACCCGCCGGCGCGCAUCACUACGGCGUGCACCUCACCCCCACCGGCGCCGUCGACCUCGCGCCGACCGCUGCGGCCCGAGCACAGAUGACGGCGGCCCGCGAAGGCCGCGCGGGGGUCUUCGAGAUCGACCGUGGCGGGUCGCUGCGGGAGCUGUUUGAGCGCUGUGUGGACGAGACCGGCCUUCCGCCGCCGCGCCUGCCGUCGGCGCGGACCCUGCGCGGACCGGUUGCGACGAUGUCCGAUGUGCUGGCGCUGCACCGGCGCAGACAGGAGGAGGACCGGGAGGAGUUUGGCGAAGAGGCGUAUGAGCGGUACGCUGCGGCGGGAUUGCAUGGCGAGGAGACGAUGAGAGGAGGAGACAGAGGAUGUUGCUGACCGGAUUUUUACACUGUAUGCGGAAACUAACAGUGCUGCUACCAGACAAUUCUUGUCUUGAAACUAGAAUGCAGUGCACUCAUUCUAUCGCUGGAGUGCAUACAUCGGGAUCACAUAGCUCGAACGCACGUCCUAAUGCACCUGCCUCCAGAGGAGGUUGUUUGUACCGCAAAUGGCUGCGAAAACGUUCCGUUCUUGAUCGAUCUCACGAAAUUGAUCGUCUAGCAUCCUUCCACGACCCGUAAGGUUGCGGUUGUCAACCGAUAACAGUAUAAGCUACAAAUGUCACUUACAGUCGAAGACGCCCAAAUUGACUUCUGUGACUGAUGGUAGAAUACGUGACAGUCAGGCUUAGUUUCCCGAAUCAUCGUUGGCAAUGCCGCUUCCUGGGGUGCGCCAUUCAGUACGAUCCUCAUGGCCCCAGCAAUCGUCUCGAUCUUGCUCCUCUGAUUCGAUCGCGGCUAGAGACGCUGAUCCUGAAUGAAUCCGGCCUCUGAACUUCUGCUCAUUCGUGCUCAAUCAGGAUUCAGGUGUAGCCGAUUGCCUCCCGUUUCGUAACCAGAGCCCGAGCGGGUAAUAGCUAGACGCCGUCGAGUCCGAGUCAAAAGGAAGGCCCGGCGUCUCUAUGUUUCUGCUUAUAAUGUAAGGCGCCUCGGUUAAAAUUCUAUAGACCACUCGACUCUCUGCCUCUCCAACUUGUAUCGACCAUGCAGGGAUUAUUACACUUCAUGUCCAGUGCGAGCAAACCCCGCUCCCCGACUCCCACCACUCUCAUCGUGCGCAAUGGACUGGACGGGCUGGAACCCACGCACAUUGCCGCAGUGCGCCUCCUCUGGAAUGAGCUGCACCGCAGCACAUGCGAGGCGGCGGACUGCGAGCUGCUGGCAUUCGCGGGCAGUGCGUGCUACUUCGGCGUCGUUCUGCUGGCCACGGAUGAUCAAAGCGACGUUCGAGAGCAGUCUAAAUCGACUACGGACAGAGUCCGCUAUAAGUUUGCCGAGUUGCGACAGGGAAAGAAGAAGACGAGAAGGGCUGCGAAGAAACGGACCCAGGGCGAUGGCCGUGUGCUGGAGACAAAUAUUCAAACGCGGGGGUCUGAUUCAGAGAGGGUGGUGUGGCCCGGCCCACUUCCAAUUGCCUCGCCUCUAAAUAGACUGUCGAUGCAAUCCUCAACUCAGGAGCGCGCCAUUUCAGUCUUCCUAGAGAACUCCUCCGCGCCGAUAACCGCCCAGUCCUACAAGGCCAUCGGAAUUGUGUAUCUGUCACCCGCUGGCCCAGAUGGUGGACUGAACCUCGGCAUCGUCCUCGAAGCGUCGCACAGGUGGAAGGACUUCGGACGCCGCGUGUUGCAAGCCGUAUUGGCCCAUGCGUUCCAGGACCUCCAGAGCCACCGCGUUCAGGCCACGCCACUGAAUGCUAAGCCAAAAGGGACCAUCUCCCUACUGCUCCAGAAAAUGGGGUUCCGACACGAUAGCAUAAUGCGACGCGCGUUCUUCCACCCGCUGGCUGUCCAGUGGCAGGACGUCAGCACGUUGGCGAUGGUCGCGACGGACGGGCCGAGCGAGACGCAAGAAUGCCCGGUGCACUCUGAGCCGCUUCCUGAGCAACAGCGGGGCGACACUGACGACGUUAACAAGUCAAGCACCGUCAGCGACACUGCCCUGGCCGAGAUGAACGACAUUCCAGGCGAUAUCGGCAGCAUCCAAUGCGCGGAACCCGAAGAGCUAGAUCAAUGUGCAAAGUCUGCAGAACGGGUGGGUCUCGAGCUAUAUCAGCUCUCAUCAUCUUCUUCUGCUGGAUCAAAAUCGCCUUCACCGUCCUGUGUGUCCACACGCUCAAAUUCUGCUCUCUCCUGGACAGAUGCGGAGGAAUCGGAUUGGGAGAUGAUGUGGGAUUCAGCACCGUCGGAUUCUGAAUAAUCUAGUGUAAUUCUUCCGCUUCGCAGUACUACUCUGCUGUAACUGUACAUACGAUACAAUGCUACAUCCAAGACACGCUCAUGAUGUCAUACAGGGGGGGUCAUCGAAUUAAGUGGCGGUGCAGGAGGGACGCCCACAACCGAUCAAGGUUACUUCUCACCUCCUAAUAACUCGCAGCCAUGGAGGGUCACGCAGUGCUCGCUCGCUAUAUCUCUGACAACGCAGGCAGUGUGCCUUCGGUCCUUAAACCAAAGAAACUUCCCUUUUUCGCCCAAUCUAUUUGUCCAAGCGCUGAGCGCCCAGAUAUGGAUGGUAGCAGAUCAGCGCCCACGCUACGCUGAACACCAUUUAUAUCAGCGGGGUUGGAGACUGGGAGUAUGAUUUCCAGGUUACAAGCAACCACCAACGCGAACGACUAUGGCUCCCCGACACAUCAUGACGCUGCUGGCCCCGGCUUGGGGCCACUCUCUGCCCUACAUCCAGCUCGCUGUGCGCAUGCUCAGUGCGGACUCCGAGCUGGUAAUCACUAUCGUCCAACAUAAUCUCCUCGUGCCGAUGAUGGAGAAGGAGCUGGCUUCGUGCACGUACGACCGGGAUCGCUUGAAGAUCGUGGGCGUCGGUGUCAAGGGUGUUCCCAUGUCACCCGCCUUCUUGAAAGAAGCGACCGAGCAACUCGUGGGUGGGUGGCUGGAGACAUUGGGCAAGGUUCUAGGAGAGUCCGCGGCUCCAUGGCCCCAGCCGCGCACCCUGCAUAUGGACUUUUUCGGCGGCUGUUUCGCCUUCCCGCCGACAAAGGCGAUGCUGGGGCCCGACGGGAAGAUCCUGAUGUGGUGCUCCGCAGGCGUGACGAGCAUCGCGGACCACUUCGGCGGCAACCUGGGCGACCUUUCGCGUGCGAUCUUCGCGGACGAGACCCGGCGCGCGGGACGCUCGAUGGAGGACGUCAUGGGCGAUGUCAUCGAGUCCUCGAACGGAUCGGACAAACUGGACGGCCGCACCAUCAGCAUCGCGGGCAUCCUCGACAUCUACGACCAUGAGCACACCGCAUUCGGGGCCGGCGGCCCGCGUCAGCUUGCACCCGUCCUCGUCUCUGCGCAGGAUAUGGCACAGGCCGUCGACGGGUUCUUCUGCGCUGGGAGCAGCCCACUCGAGCCUGCUGGGGCGGAACACUCUCGCAGCUAUUUCGCAAAGCGCAACCAGGAGCUCUUCCUGCUGGGUCCCCAAAUGUCUGAGAAGGAUUGGGCCGCUCCUUCUGUGGGUCCGGGCCCGGACAAUACGACCAUAAAAUCGUUUUUGGAUUCUGCGGUGCAGAAGUACGGUGCGAGCUCCGUGCUGUACAUCUCUUUUGGAUCCUUCUUCUUCCCCGUCGCAACCCCUCACUUGGUGGAAGCGAUGAUCGACGUCCUCCUGGACCUCGAAACGCCGAUCCCGUUUGUGUUCGUGCUCGCCGGGCCGAUGGCCUCUCUACCGAAAGCGACGAUCGACCGGAUCCACGACAGCGGCCAGGGACUCGUGUGUGACUCUUGGGUCGACCAGAAGGCGAUCCUGCAGAGCGGCAGCAUCGGCUGGUUCCUCACACACGGCGGAUACAACUCGCUGACGGAAUCCCUCAGCCAGGGCAUCCCCCUCAUCUUCUGGCCCAUCGGCGCAGAGCAAGCCGUCAACGCAGCCGUGUUCUCGCAGGAGCCGCAUGCCAUCGGGAUCGAACUCUUCCAGAUCCGGGCAGGGAAACAGCUGGGCCCCUCCCUCCGGCCUGAAGCGCCGAAGAUCACUGGCACGGUUGAAGACGCCAAGAUCGAGUUCGCGCAGACCUUCGCGGCACUGAAAGGUUCCAAAGGCAAGGGUCUGCGGGAGGCUGCUGCUAAGAUCGGUCGGCUGUGGCGGGAGGAGAGGGUCGAUGGAGAGUCUGCGCGAGAGCUCAUCCGGUUUAUACAAUACUGAACUGCGUGAAGGACACGCCCUUGCUGUACAUUGUAUGUGGAUAGGAGGCGCGAAGUUGAUAUCGACGACGAUAAGAAAGUGCAAUCGUCUGCCAUGGUUUCAUACAAUGAAAUGAUUACGAAGCGAUAAAAAGUAAGUCGACGGUACGGCAGUGCGAAUGAAGAUGUGAGACCACUUGAAACACAAAAAAACAUGUCUGCAUUAAGGGGGAAUCGAACCCCCGGCGGGUCGAUACUAUGUAUCGCAUGGCAACGACCCAGGUUACCACUACCCCAUUAAUGCUGUACGAGAGAA